Molecule: messenger RNA, 507 nt
Organism: Humulus lupulus (European hop)
Lineage: Eukaryota; Viridiplantae; Streptophyta; Magnoliopsida; Rosales; Cannabaceae
Exons: 2
Coding region: 1-507 (168 amino acids)
Source: RefSeq, a predicted model, not a curated record
AUGAAUUUAAAUAUUGGAAGCUUAUCUCGGUCAUCAUCUUGUGAUGGUGAAAUUGAUGAUGAUGCAAAUCUAAUUAAUGACAUUGAGGCGAUUAAUGCAGAAGAAGAAACGCUAAUCAAAAUGCAUGCAAAUAACAAUACUCGCAUGUCUACUCUUGUACAAACUAUCCAUGAUCCAUGGGGCCCUAAAAAGCAAUAUUUUUCCAUGAAACAAGAAUCAUGUCGGAAAGAUGUAGAAGGUGCACUUGGAGUUCUUCAAUUGCGUUUUGUAAUUGUUGCUGGGCCAUCACGUUUUUGGAACAAACAUGUGUUGCAUGAUAUAAUGAUUGUGUGCAUUAUUAUGCAAAACAUGAUAAUAGAAGAUGAACAUGAUAUUAAUGCAUUAAUUAAUGAAUGGAUGAAAGUACCAGUACCAAAUGUUGAGAAUGUGGUCGAUGAAGCCAAAUGGGAAGAAUUUUUUAAUCGAUACAAACAGAUCAAAGAUAAAGAAGCUCACAUUGCACUUUGA